AGCGCUCAAAUCAAUGUUUUGAAAUUUUCCUGCUAGUGUCCUGGAGGUUGCCCAACGGCAAAGGCAAUCAAACUACAUUUAAUUACAUUAACGAACUAUGGACUAUUAAAGCGACAUAAGAAGACAUACUUGAUACAGUUUUUUUUUGUUGAGAAAAAUGCGUUCAAACUUGGGGUGGUGGUCACUUUCAAAACAAUGAUUGACAUGAAAUGAUAGCUUGGUCGGUCAGUUACAGUGACAGCGACUAUGUGUUCCAUGACCAGUCUGCAAUCGUGGCUCAGUCCUCUGAUUCGGGGAAGUAAAUGUAAUCAAGUCUGGAGCCUUUUCACCUGCAAACCUAGAGGAUUGAUCUACCUAACGGAUGCACGUCGUUUCACAAUAGUAAAGGACCCUUCCAGCUCCACUGUGGAAUUCAACUCUCAUAAUAAGAAAUACAGAAGUCUGGAGAGGUCUUUCAAGAGAAGGUUAAGGGCCAUAUACCAGAGGUUCUCCGGAUGCCCAGACAAUACAACGAUCCAGGGGCGUAACCACGUGUACUUCAUGGAGGGGGAUGGCAUCUAUAGAAUGGACACCAGGCAGGGUGACCCAGAGCCAGAAAAGGUGUUGUGUCUGGACUCCGUGGGGAAGGGAGAUUGGAGCCUCCAGAGGUUGCGUCUCUCCCCCAGUGAGCAUGCCCUGGCAGCCACAGUGAAGACCCCCCACAGAGAGGAGGCCAGGUGUGUCCUGGUCAAGCUAGGAGACAGAGAACCUACCCUGGACACACCUCAACCUCUACUCACCAUUGACAAGGUUUUCAGCGUCGAGUGGGCUACAGAUGACAUCCUAUUCUACAGCAGUCAGCAGAAACUCCAGUGUCACCAUGUGUUCCGUCUGGACCUGACUGCCACUGGGACCAGAAGCGCCCUGGUGUACCAGGAACAGCAGCCUGAUGUGUUUGUUGAGGUGAGUCUCUCCAGAGACAGGAGGCUGGUGCUUGUUAACUGCAGCAGUAAGAGGAGCUCUGAGGUGUGGCUGAUUGACAGCGCCAAGCCCCUUAUGGAGCCCACCCUGGUCCAGGCCCGCCUCCCUGAGCUGCUGUACCAUGUAGAGCACUCCCACGGCCAGCUGUACAUCCUGGCCAACACUGGACCUGGACAAGAGUACCAGGUGUUGAGGGCACCUCUCUCAUCCCCCUCCAUUAAACACUGGGUCCCAGUGUGUAGCCCUGGUCCUGGGACAGCUGUGAAGGACAUGGAGGUGCUCCAGGACCACUGUGUGUUGGCCACCAGGGAUCCCUUAGGCCUGCUAGCACUCCAGGUGUUCCCACUAUCUCAGCCAGCAACCACAUCCACCCUGCAGCUGCCACCGUGGGCCUGUGCCAUAGAGACCAAGAGGGCUGGGCUAACAGACAGUGGCUGGUUGGAGUUCCUCCUGUCGUCUCCAGUCCACCCCCCUGUCCUGUACCGCUACUCCCCCAGGGAGUACAGGCUCCUCUUACAGGAGGACACAGAGGAACACAGAACCCCCCAGGAGUAUCAAACCACCCGACUAGAGGCCCCCAGCCAGGACGGUACCAUGGUGCCACUGACUCUCUUCCACAUACCUAAGUUGGAGGACCUGAGGGGUGCUCCAUUGCUGGUGCAUGUGUAUGGGGCCUAUGGCAUGGACCUUAACAUGGACUUCAGCCCAGACAGAAGACUGCUGCUUGAGGAUGGCUGGGCUCUGGCCUACUGCCAUGUCAGGGGUGGAGGUGAGCGUGGCCUGGGCUGGCAUAGACAGGGUCGUAUGGAGGGCAAACUGAGAGGAGUGGAGGACCUGGCUGCCUGUAUCCACAGGCUCUAUGACCUGGGGGUGUCGAGACCGUCUCUGACCGCCCUCACCGCUCGCAGCGCCGGGGCCGUACUGGUGGGGGCGCUCUGCAACCUACACCCCCAACUCAUACGAGCUGUCACACUACAGGCACCUUUCCUUGAUGUGCUGGGCACUAUGCAGGAGCCCAGUCUGCCCCUGACGCUGGAGGAGAGGGGGGAAUGGGGGGAUCCCAUGUCAGACCCCUGCCAAAGGGACACUAUCGCCUCCUACUGCCCCUGUCAUAACAUUACACCUCAGCACUACCCCUCCAUGCUGCUCACAGCCUACAUAGAAGACAACAGAGUGCCUGUAGCCGGAGUACACAAGUACGAGGAGAGACUUCAGGAAGCAAUUCACACACACCUCAAUGGCCACCCUGUAUCUGAAUCUGAGUCCACACCCAGUGUCAUUCUGGACCUUCAACCGGGAGCAGACCACUUUGGCCCAGGGGACUUUGAACUGUCUCUGACUGAGAGUGCUCGACAGCUGGCCUUUCUCCACACAGAGCUGGGCCUGAACCAGCAGAAGACCCACAACAGGCGGAAGUAGAAGGAAGUGUGGAGGAGAACUCAUCAGAGCCAUAUAGAGAUACAUGUGUGGUGGACCCCCGGGGGGUUGAGUAAAAUAAAAUAAACAGUUUGGGGGUACGAACUCAAAAUAUAAAGACAACAAUUUAUAUUUCUUUUUUUACUGAGUUACAGUUCAUAUAAGGAAAUUUGU
Salvelinus sp. IW2-2015 is the source of this 2550-nucleotide messenger RNA. RefSeq names its product prolyl endopeptidase like (gene prepl). Gene Ontology annotation, cellular component: Golgi apparatus; cytoskeleton. Gene Ontology annotation, molecular function: serine-type endopeptidase activity. Gene Ontology annotation, biological process: proteolysis. Lineage: Eukaryota; Metazoa; Chordata; Actinopteri; Salmoniformes; Salmonidae. The record is from RefSeq and is a predicted model, not a curated record.